Procambarus clarkii (red swamp crayfish) is the source of this 2169-nucleotide messenger RNA. RefSeq names its product acyl-coenzyme A thioesterase 1. Gene Ontology annotation, molecular function: fatty acyl-CoA hydrolase activity. Lineage: Eukaryota; Metazoa; Arthropoda; Malacostraca; Decapoda; Cambaridae. The record is from RefSeq and is a predicted model, not a curated record. Gene Ontology annotation, biological process: fatty acid metabolic process; acyl-CoA metabolic process.
CGGCCAGUAAACAAAGCGAUAUAAGGGUAUCUACUCCGUCUCCCUCCACUCCGAGUCAUCUCCUGAAGCAUGACGGACGCACCAGCAGAAGGCGGAGGCCUGCGCCUGGAGGUGAUACCCAGGGUGUGUGUUCAUGACGUGCCCACCACCAUCCGUGUCUCAGGGCUGCCGCCAGGGGCGCCCGUCACCCUCAGGGCUGACACACACGACGACGAUGGCAGGAAGUUCAGGUCGAACGCUCACUACAGGAGCGACGCCAGAGGGUGUGUGGACGUGGCUCGCAGCGAGGCGCUGGGCGGGUCCUUCACCGGCGUGUUCCCGGCGGGGCUCUUCACCACCCUGCGGGGUCGAGGCUCCGACCUCCACACUAGACUCUUUAAGAGUGACUGUACUACUCCGUGGAAGGUGACGGUGACCGCAUACAAGGGUCACCUGGACCUGGAGGAGGAAGGUGACGGAGGUGUGCGCCAGGUACUUGAGCGGCAUCUCAUGGGCCCUGGAGUCCGCCGCCUGCCUGUCCGCCACGGCAGGGUCCGCGGGGCCCUCUACCUGCCCUCGGGGCCCGGCCCUUUUCCUGGGAUAGUCGACUUCUUUGGAGGGAUUGGUGGCCUUCGAGAGUACAGAGCAGCAAUGCUCGCGUCCAGAGGGUUUGCUACGCUGGCUUUGGCCUACUUUAACUAUGAUGACUUGCCGAAGACUAUAGAUAAUCUCGACCUGGAAUACUUUGAAGAAGCAACAGAGUUCCUUCUGUCUCAGACCGAAGUCAUCCCGGACCGUUGUGCCGUCCUCAGCUCCAGUAAAGGGGCAGACAUUGGCCUAGCUUCGGGAAUCUACCUGGAUAAGGUCACGGCAGUCAUUACCAUCGGCGGCGUACUGACGGGCGCAAAGACCAACCUGACAUACCAAGGCCAGCAGAUCUUGAAAGCCGGCGACGAUUGGAAUUUCGACAUUAAUCUAAACGACGAUGACAUGGCUAGUUUGGAGAAUACCUUUCGGGAACUAUACCGGCACGACAGUCCGCAGAUGCCUCCGUGUGAGGCUGCCCCCGAAGACACUUUCUUCUUGCUAGUGACUGGUGAUGAAGACACUUGCUGCACCAAGUAUGCGGCUGAGGCUCUCGUUAAGCGCAUGAAGCUGCACGGACGAGAGGACAACUGCCGCAUCAUAGUCUACCCUGGAGUUGGCCAUAUUAUCGAAACACCGUAUAAUGCCCACGGAAAAUACAGCAAUUUGAAAAUAGCCAGCAAGAGUAAUGGUGCUGCCGAAGGACGGAACACCAUAAUCAACUGGGGUGGGACUGCCAAAGGAACCUGCGUGGCGACUGAGGACUUUUGGCGCGAACUGCAGGUCUUUUUCGCCCACCACGUACGAGACCUGAGCCCCUGGUACCAGAAGCUCCUGGAGCAGAAGUAAAGGAGAGACUACAUGGUUUAAAUCCAGGGCAUUGUGGAAAGGUUUCAAGCCACAUUGUGUUUAGUAUAAGUGGUGAAUGUAUUCUGUGUAGGAGGCGAUUGUGUUCAGUGUAGGUGGUGGGUUUGUUUAGUGUAGGUAAAUGUGUAUUUAAUGUAUAUGGGGUUGGGUAUGAGUAGUAGAAUCAGCAAUGUAGACCAUCUGUUUAUGAGUUUUCGCUGGAUGCAACUGGUUAUAGAUAUUGUAGACUUUCCACAAAAAUUAAUGAGCUGGGGAUAGACCUUCCAUUUUUCGGAUUUUAGGUGGAUGGAACCGGAUAUAUAGAUGGAGAGGUUCCCGCAAAAAAAUGAACAGACUGGGCACAGACCGUCCAUGUUGGUGAAGACUUUAGAUAAUUCUUGAAGCGUUUAAGAUUUUAACAUAGCAUUAGUUGUCUAAAUCUCAGCUCUGUUCCAGGAUAGGUUAGGAUCGGGAUGGUCGAUCUCUUGAUGGAUUCAAUGUAAGGGAAAUAAAAUUACUAAAUUUCCUAAGAGUAUAGUUUGACGUUAAACCUUGACCUAGUUAUUAUAGAAGAUUCGGGUCGGCUAAGCUUGGUAUGAUAUUUACUAAUAAAGACUCGUAAAGCUACAAGACCCUGAUGUGAGAAAACACACAUCUAAAUAAACCUUAAUAUUAUAAAGGGUGUUGAAUUUAUUACGAAUGUUAGAAUAUCUUUGCAAGCAAAAAAUACCUAUAAAAUAAAAGCUAAAGCACUAGCUA